AUGGACUUCUCCAUCGGCAUCAUGCUCUUCCUGACCUUCAGCUGCAUCUCUUCCCGAAAAACUCAAUCCAUCAUCUCAGUGAAGAAUGGAUCACCUUGGGGGAAAUGGGCUGAACCAGAGUACUGUCGUAAAGGUUAUGCUUUCGCGUUCCAGUUGAAGGUACAUUCUUACCAAGGUCCUCAAGCGUGGCAGGAUGAUACAGGCCUGAAUGGCAUCCGUCUGUACUGUACUGAUGGCACAAUCAUUGAAUCUCAAGUUGGAAAGUGGGGAACUUGGACAGAGAUUGAUAGGUGCCCCAAAGGCAAACUGCUGCAGCAAUUCUCUCUGCAGGUAGAUAGACCCCGAGGGAUCAUUGACGAUACAGCAGCCAACAAUAUCCGCUUCAGAUGUCAAUUUGGAGUUGUUCUGUUCGGUCGUGGACACGACUGGGGGAAGUUUGGGGGCUGGAGUAAGAGCUGUGCCCCUGGCUUCAUAUGUGGGAUAAUAACUAAGAUGGAUAUUGACCGAGGUAUUGGUGAUGACACAGCUCUUAAUGAUGUGAAGUUCUACUGCUGUGACUGA
Hemicordylus capensis (graceful crag lizard) is the source of this 561-nucleotide messenger RNA. RefSeq names its product vitelline membrane outer layer protein 1-like. The transcript is spliced from 3 exons. The record is from RefSeq and is a predicted model, not a curated record. NCBI's taxonomy places the organism in Eukaryota, Metazoa, Chordata, Lepidosauria, Squamata, Cordylidae. The coding region runs from base 1 to 561 and encodes 186 amino acids.